GGUGCUAUGGUGCCGCCGCCGCUGUCACCGCCGCUCUGCACGCUGCCGCCCGGCCCCGGGCCCCCGCGCUUCGUGUGCUACUACGAGGAGGACGGGAGCGGGGCCGGCUUCAACCUCUGUGUGACGGACGCCGCGGAGCUCUGGAGCACCUGCUUCACGCCGGACAGCCUGGCGGCCCUCAAAGCCCGUUUCGGCCUGAGUGCGGCUGAGGACAUCAUCCCGCGGUUCAGGGCAGCCUGUGAGCAGCAAGCUGUGACUUUCACCCUGCAGGAGGACAGAGGAUCCCUGACCCUUUCAGGGGGGCCCUUGGCGCUGGACUUUGACCUCUCCAAGGUGCCGGGCCAGGAGGCAGCCUCCAGGUUGCAGGCACUGACACUGGGCCUGGCAGAGCGCGUCUGCAGCUUGGAGCGGCGGCUGGCAGCUGCGGAGGAGACAGCCGCCAGCCCCAGGAAGAGCCCCAGGCUGCUGGGGCCUCAGCUCUUCUUACCAGAUCCAGAUCCUCAGAGAGGUGGCGCUGGACCUGGAGUCAGGAGGCGGUGUCCGGGAGAGUCCCUCAUCAACCCCGGCUUCAAGAGUAAGAAACCAGCCAGUGGUGUAGACUUUGACGACCCCUGAAGGUUCAGCAAAAAGCGUGACCCUGCCAGGAGUCCACCUGUGCGGAGAGAGGCAGCCCCUGGAACACCACUGGAGACCCACCACCUCCACCUGCCUGUCCUGCUGCCUAGCAGGAACCAGAGUGCUCCUCGGGGCCCAUCCCCCAGCAAAUAAAUGGCUUUCUCAGGUG
Ceratotherium simum simum (southern white rhinoceros) is the source of this 784-nucleotide messenger RNA. It is a transcript of the gene PAXX, whose product is annotated as PAXX non-homologous end joining factor. Gene Ontology annotation, biological process: double-strand break repair via nonhomologous end joining. The record is from RefSeq and is a predicted model, not a curated record. NCBI's taxonomy places the organism in Eukaryota, Metazoa, Chordata, Mammalia, Perissodactyla, Rhinocerotidae. Gene Ontology annotation, molecular function: molecular adaptor activity. Gene Ontology annotation, cellular component: nonhomologous end joining complex; nucleus; site of double-strand break.